This is a messenger RNA of Thamnophis elegans (Western terrestrial garter snake), 1275 nucleotides long. It is a transcript of the gene UXT, whose product is annotated as ubiquitously expressed prefoldin like chaperone. The record is from RefSeq and is a predicted model, not a curated record. The transcript has 7 exons. Gene Ontology annotation, molecular function: transcription corepressor activity. NCBI's taxonomy places the organism in Eukaryota, Metazoa, Chordata, Lepidosauria, Squamata, Natricidae. Bases 527 to 1000 code for a protein of 157 amino acids. Gene Ontology annotation, biological process: negative regulation of transcription by RNA polymerase II.
AAGCGAUAGCGAUUAUUUCCCCCCCCCCAAAAAAAAACAUGGCAGCAGGGUAGUUGCCCUAAAUUGGUGCCCCUCUCCCUAUUCCCGGCCACUAUUGGAAAGUUAAAACGCCCUCACAUCUGGAAGUUCACCAGGUCGGGCGAGGCUGCCCCAUAAUUAAAUUGGGAUUAAUUUAUAAAUUAAUCCCAAUUUAAUAAAACCACUUGAUUUCUCAGACGCCGAGCCGACAGGAACCGCCUCCUGUCUUAGAGCGGGAAAAGAAGAGCGUUGCUUUAAUUUUUGCCCCCCCCCCCCCUAAUUUGGCGGCUUUCACUGGAUACAUAAAGCUGUUAUGGGUCGGGUGGAGGAGGGCAAAGGUUUCUCCCUCCUAGCUCCCUUCUUUUCUGACGUGCUUGGAAGCGAGCCUGAGUCCGAGGAGAGACUUAACCUCGUUUUUAAAGUCGUAGGACCCUGGAUGUAGUGAAGGGACGGGGCUCCUUGGUGCUUGCUGCUUGAUCUAUUUACUAAUAUUUUUGGUGGAAGUCUCAUGGUGAUGCUUAGUGAACAGCAACUACAAGAGAAGGUGCUUCAGUAUGAAGCAUUUAUCAGUGAUGUUUUGCAGAGAGACCUUAAGAAAGUGUUGGAGCAGCGAGAUGAGAUUUAUGAAAAGAUUGCUCAGUAUUUGCAACUCAAGAACAUUAUUGAACGUUUACAGGAAACAGGAAGCCAGGAGCUGAAAACUCAAGUGGAUCUAGGCUGCCAUUUCUAUGUCAAUGCAGAAGUGCCUGAUACAUCCACCAUGUUUGUAGCUCUGGGUUAUGGGUUCUUUGUGGAGCUGACUCUACCUGAGGCGCUAACCUUCAUUGAGAAGAAGACAAAGUUGCUUAAUGAGCUCAGUGAAACUCUUACUAAAGAUUCCGCCAGAAUAAAAGCCAAUAUCCGGAUGGUUUUAGAGGGAUUACGUGAACUGCAAGGUUUCAAAGAUCUGCCUGAGGAGAACAGAAACGAUGUUUUCCUCUAGGUAUCCAUCUUCUAUGAUCCACAGGGAGUAAUUUUGGUUUUCUAGAAGAAAAUUUGAUUGGAUUUUUUGCUACAGUAAGGGCUGCAUGCAUGGGGAGAAACUGGUGAAUGAGAGACAGUGACAUGAUGUGACAUGCGGGGACACAGUAACGUGAGGAAGAACAGCUCCACUUUUAGUGAGGGUGUUAGGUUCUUUGAACUUCCUCCAUGUCUUCCAAUUUUAGUGUUUCAUUUUAAAAAUAAUUGUAUUAAUAAAGAUUAUGUAUUUGUACUGGA